ACAAUGACAACAAUAACAGUGACCACAGAAGUUCCCCCAAAGAAAAAGAUGGAGGAUUCUGCCUUGUAUGAAUCUACGUCAGCUCACAUUAUUGAAGAGACUGAAUAUGUGAAAAAGAUUCGAACUACUCUGGAAAAGAUCAGAAGUCAAAUGUUUAAAGAUGAAGUAAGACAUAACAGUAGGAAUCACAAACUAGAGGCAAAGCCCUGUGGAAACGUUCAAAAUGGCUCCGACUCUGAAGUGGACCCCUCUUGUUGCAGCUUGGAUUUGCUCAUGGAAAAACUGAGAGGAAAAGACCUGCAGCUCUUAGAAGUGAACAAGGAGAAUGAAGUAUUGAAAAUCAAGCUGGAAGCCUCCAGAGAAGCAGGAGCAGCAGUUCUGAGAAAUGUGGCCCAGAAAUUAUUUGAAAACUACCAAGCACAGUCUGAAGACGUGAGAAAGAAGCAUGAGGACAGUCAACAAUUACUCCAGGUUAAUAAGCUUGAAAAAGAACAGAAAUUGAAACAACAUGUUGAAAAUCUGAAUCAAGUCACUGAAAAACUUGAAGAGAAACAUAGUCAGAUCACAGAAUUGGAGAACCUUCUAGAGAGAAUGGAAAAGGAAAAGAGAUCACUGCUAGAAAGAAAACUGUCUUUGGAAACCAAGCUGCUGCAACUCAAAUCCAACACUGCAUAUGCUAAAAGUUGCCAGGAUCUUCAAACAGAGAUUUCCAUUCUCCAGGAGCAGAUCUCUCAUUUGCAGUUUGUGAUUCACUCUCAGCAUCAGAACCUGCGCAGCAUCAUCCAGGAGAUGGAAGGAUUAAAAAACAAUUUAAAAGAACAAGAUAAAAGAAUAGAAAAUCUGAAAGAAAAAGUCAACAUCCUUGAAGCCCAGAAUAAAGAACUAAAAACCAAGGUGGCACUUUGGUCUGAAACUCCUAGGACAAAAGUAUGUAAGGCUGUGUCUACCAGUGAAAUGAAGACUGAAGGCACUUCCCCUUAUGUGAUGUUGAUUAGACUACGGAAAUGA
Molecule: messenger RNA, 1008 nt
Organism: Marmota flaviventris (yellow-bellied marmot)
Lineage: Eukaryota; Metazoa; Chordata; Mammalia; Rodentia; Sciuridae
Gene: Ccdc68
Product: coiled-coil domain containing 68
Biological process (GO): intracellular signal transduction
Cellular component (GO): intracellular anatomical structure
Source: RefSeq, a predicted model, not a curated record